GGGAAAAUCCUGAAUAAAAUUAGUCAGGUCCGGUCCCAAAACCCUCUGCGGACUGACCGGACUGCAUGGAAUUCAGCCCCGUACUCAAGCGUCGUCCGGAGCAAACUUUUUGCAGAUGUAGGAAGAAUAAGCGCAUGUCGGAAGCGAGUUGAAGAGCUUUGUGACACAGGAGCUCCGUAUUUCCUGCAAUAAGGCUUCAAGUUCAAGCUCCUAUUUUCAUAGAAAUAUAAAAGCCUUAAAAAAGCGCGGAAGCCUAUUUGUGAACUUUUGGUACAGAAGUCGAAGACAGUUUAGAAAGAGAGCAGGAAACUUUUUCAUCCGUCUCCGUUCUCAAUCUGCACUAUGUCAAGCACGUUAGACGGAGAAAGCGUCGUGCACAGGGCCAUCGCAUGCUAUGCCUGUGUGUAGCACGAAGCUCAGGAAGUUCCUUCGACACAACUCAGCUCCGGUCCGGAACAACUUCCGAUCUCCAAUCAACAUAACGGUAUGGAAGUGGCACAUUGCUAUCUAGAUGGAAAUGCUGAUUGUGUGGAGUUUUGUCCGCACGAUUCUUACCAAGAUGUUCUGGCAGCUUCAACAUACACGCUACAAGAGGGUGAUCGGCCCAGUCGAUCUGGGAGCAUAUCACUCUUCAAUGCAGAUGCUAACAUGGGUUGCCUUGAUUUGUUCCAUCGCGUGGGAACAGCAGGCAUAUUUGAUAUGAAGUGGAGCCCCGUUGGGGGAAACAUGGGAGUUAUGCUAGCUCAAGCAGAUGCUGAUGGUUGUUUGAGAACUUACAAUCUUGAGAGACGUUCAGAUGGAAUAGAAGGGAGUUUCUUGGAAGAGAAAAAUGGAGAAAAAAUCAGUUCCUCCAUGUGCCUUUGCCUUGAUUGGAACCCGUCGGCGACAUCAAUCUCAGUGGGGCUUUCUGAUGGGUCUGUCUCAAUAGUUUCCUUAUCAGAGUCCCAAAUAGAAAUACGAGAUGAAUGGAAGGCACAUGAUUUUGAGCUUUGGGCAACUUCCUUUGAUAUCCACCAACCCCAACUGGUAUACACUGGUUCGGAUGACUGCAAAUUCAGUUGCUGGGAUUUGCGGGAUAGUCCUAAGUUGGCAUUUCAGAAUACCAAGGUUCACAAGAUGGGUGUUUGUUGCAUAGUGAAGAGCCCGAGUGACCCUAAUACCCUAUUCACCGGUUGCUAUGAUGAGUAUUUGAGGGUAUGGGAUGUCAGAUCAAUCUCAAAACCUGUAAAUGAAACUUCAAUAUGUUUAGGAGGAGGUGUCUGGAAAAUCAAGCCUCAUCCCAUUGUACCGGGAAUUGUCUUGGCAGCUUGCAUGCACAAUGGGUUUUCAGUUGUUAAAGUUGAAGGGAAUGAAGCCGAAGUAAUUGAAACUUAUAGUAAGCAUGGUUCACUCGCAUACGGAGCAGAUUGGCAGAGAAGGGAAUCUUUCCAGGAUGGCAAAAAUAGGAGUACCAUGGUGGCUACUUGCUCAUUUUAUGACAAACUUCUUCGGAUAUGGAUGCCGCAAAGUGAUUUCACAACAUGAUUUAUGUUGAACUUGUUGGACCACUAUUUGCUUUUCUAAUUAUGUUGAACUACUUGUGAAAAAACAACAGGCACCGCAAGGACAGUUGAUAGAAUUGUAAGCAACAGUUCUUCUGCCAAAAUUAUAUCUGACUUAAUGCUUUGCA
Messenger RNA from Carya illinoinensis, 1669 nucleotides. Its product is annotated as diphthine methyltransferase homolog. The coding region runs from base 487 to 1524 and encodes 345 amino acids. Lineage: Eukaryota; Viridiplantae; Streptophyta; Magnoliopsida; Fagales; Juglandaceae. The transcript has 4 exons. The record is from RefSeq and is a predicted model, not a curated record. Gene Ontology annotation, molecular function: protein binding.